AUGCCUUCGGACUCCAACGUGCCCGCCAGCGUGACUGCUUGGCAGUACAAGCGCCGCGGCCUGCUGCCUGCGACGCUCACAAAGAACACCUCGGCCACGCUGCCGCAGCUCAAGGCGGACCAGGUGCUGGUCAAGGUGCACGCCGCCGCCCUCAACCCGGUCGACUGGAAGCUCGCCGCCUCGGUCCCCGGCUUCCUCCAGAAGCUCCCCGCCACGGCCGGCAGCGACCUGGCGGGCGAGGUCGUCUCGGUCUCGCCGGGUCCAGAGACCAGCAAGAAGCCCUGGCUCAAGGCCGGUGCCCACGUCUACGGCUUUGUGCCCGCCGACAAGGGCCUCCGCACCGGCCUGGGCAGCAUCUCGACUUACGCCGUCGUGGACGCCAACGUGCUGGCACUCAAGCCCGAAUCGAUGUCGUACGAGGAUGCCGCGGGAAUCACCCUCGUCGGCCUGACUGCCGCUGUGCUGGCCGAAAAGAUCAAGAAGGGCGACAAGGUCCUCAUCCUCGGCGCCAGCUCGGCCGUCGGCCUCUUUCUCACGCAGAUGUGCAAGACCGAGGGCGCGGCCAAGGUCGUCGCCACCGCCUCGGGCGAAAAGUGCGACUUCGUCAAGCAGCGCGGCGUCGACGAGGUUAUUGAUUACCGAGCCACCGACGCCGACAAGGAGUUCAAGCUGCGCUACGCAUCGGACCCCUUCGACCUCAUCCUCGACUGCGUCGGCACGACGUCGACCUUCUUUGCCUCGCCCUCGUUCCUCAAGAAGGACGGCGUGUACUACAACAUCGGCGCAUCGGUGCUCGACGGCAGCAACCUCUUCUCGUCGUCGAUGGCCUUUGCAAAGGAUGUCGUCCGGGCCCUCUUCUGGCCUAGCUGGCUCGGCGGCACGCCGAGGAAGUACGUCAUGACGGGGCUCCGGCACGACCUCAUGCCGCGCCUCGAGCAGUACGUCGCGCGCGGGGACAUCACGCCCAAGGUCGACUCGGUCUUUGGCUUCGACGAGGCGCCCAAGGCCUACGAGCACCUCCUCAAGGGCCGCGCCCUGGGCAAGGUCGUCGUCAAGGUCAUCGACGCUUGA
Molecule: messenger RNA, 1071 nt
Organism: Pseudozyma flocculosa PF-1
Lineage: Eukaryota; Fungi; Basidiomycota; Ustilaginomycetes; Ustilaginales; Ustilaginaceae
Exons: 2
Coding region: 1-1071 (356 amino acids)
Cellular component (GO): mitochondrion
Molecular function (GO): oxidoreductase activity
Source: RefSeq, a predicted model, not a curated record